This is a messenger RNA of Clunio marinus, 312 nucleotides long. NCBI's taxonomy places the organism in Eukaryota, Metazoa, Arthropoda, Insecta, Diptera, Chironomidae. The record is from the annotation of a GenBank genome assembly.
AUGACUACACAUCAUACAAUAAAAUUGACCAUUAAAACGGCCCUCAAAACUUCACGAAACAUGCACAACAAUGAACUGAAGAAAAGUGGAGCAGAGAAAACCUUUGAUGUCUUAGAUCACAGCCGAACAUCUUUGAAAGAAGCAAUGAAUGAAAUGUUUAUGAAAUCCUCUUACGCUUUAUUACGCAAUUUCCAUCUUAACAAAGACAAUUGCAUCCAACUGAUAAUGGAAACAUUUGAAGCUGUGACAUUGACUAAUAUUUCAUCUGAUAAAUUGAAUAACAUCCUUAAACAGUUUACAAGAAUUAUUUAA